CUAAAGGAAUCCAAACGGGCAGUGAAUAGCCUUCGGGAUAUCGUUGAUGAUGAUGAUGACGACGACCUUGAGAGGGUCAGCUGGAGCGGAGAACCUGUGGGAAGUAUCUCCUGGUCAAUCAAAGAGACAGCCUCCAGCAGCACUAGCUCGCUGGAGGGACGAGACUCCAGCCUACAGAAGGGCUCUUCCUCCUAUGCUGCUUUUCCCAAACAAGCUUCCUCCUACUCCCUAAGCAGCCUAUUCAAAGGACGAAACAAACUUCCAAGUUUCCAGUCCCUUUCAGAUGCCCUCUCUGACACAGGAGUUAAAAACUACGCCCCAGAGCUGCGCAGACCGAAAGCUGAGUACAAGGAUUACAGCAGUGAUUGGAGCCCCAAAGAUACAGUCAGGCGAAUGCAGAGGGGCAAGGUCUGCUCUCUAGAGAGAUUUCGCUCCCUGCAGGACAAGCUGGUGCUCUUGGAUGAAGCUGUGGCAGGGCACGAUGGGAAUGUCAUUACAGCUGUCCUGAUAUUCCUGAAACGGACGCUAAGGAGAGAGAUCUUGUUUCGGGAACUGGAGGUGCGGCAGGUGGCCUUGAGUCAUCUGAUCCAUUUCCUCAAAGAGACGGGUGAGCAGAAGUUGCUUCUGGAUCUACUCAGGUUCCUAGACAGGACUGAAGAAGUUGCUCUGUCCCAGUACCGGGAGCAUUUGAACAUCCAGGAUGUAGAAAAAAGGAGGGAAUUUCUGAAAGGUUGCAUUGGGCUGCCAUUUUCAGCUGAGGAUACCUCCCACGUCCAAGACCAUUAUACCCUGUUGGAGCGACAGAUCAUAAUUGAGGCCAAUGAUCGGCACUUGGAGACAGGUGGGCAGUCAGAGAUAUUUCGGAAAUAUCCUCGCAAGGCUUCAAUUCUCAACAUGCCACUAGUGACCACCCUCUUCUAUUCCUGUUUCUACCACUACACAGAGGCGGAGGGAACGUUCAGCAGCCCGACCAACCUGAAGAAAACAUUUAAGAUUCCUGAUAAGCAGUAUGUGCUGACUGCCCUGGCUGCCCGUGCCAAGCUGCGAGCCUGGGAUGAUGUGGAUGCUCUCUUCACCACCAAGAACUGGCUGGGCUACACCAAGAAGAAGGCACCUAUUGGCUUCCACCGGGUGGUGGAGAUCUUGCAGAGGAACAAUGCUCCUGUGCAGGUGCUGCAGGAGUAUGUGCGCCUGGUGGAGGAUGUGGAGACACGGUUGAACCUCGCCACCAAAUACAAGUGCCAUGAUGUUGUCAUUGAGACAUACAGGGAUCUAAAGGAUCGCAUCCAGCUGACAGCAUAUAAAUGCAAGGUGGAGCGAGGCUCUGCAGAAGAAGAGAAGAUAAACAGCAUUCUCAACAACAUGCAAAUCCGAUGGAAGAACUGAGCACCUGUGAAGCAGCCUGCUUGGCCGUUGCCUUGCCAGUGAAAGAGGAAACUGCAAAACCCAGUCCAGUGCCAACAGAGCAACUCUGUUACUAUUCAUUGCAUGAUCAGCGUUCGUCAGUGACAGUGGGUGCUUGUGGGACAGUGGCAUUCAGGCUGGUUGAAGGCAGCUGCUCCAAUGUAGCCAGCAAAACCAUGGUACUGAUCCACCAGGGUUGAUUCUUUUUGGAAUCUGAUUCUCUUUGACUUGGCUGUAAGCCAGGCAUCAUUUUGUUUAUGGAGGGAAGUUGCUGGGCACAGCAAGGUUACAUCUGCUUUGGGUGGUGCCUGGGCUUAUUCUCGCAAGAGGAGCAGGUCGGUCACGCUCAUGGGUCUCUCCACCAGACAGUGCUGAUCAGUCCUUGUAACACUCAAGCUGGCUUGGGCAUCACCAGUCGUGGCUGUGGCUGGAGUAAAGCCUAGUGGACUGUGUUCUCCCUGCAUCAAGGGUGUGUUGGGGGAAAGGACCAGCCGCACCUUAAAG
Molecule: messenger RNA, 1908 nt
Organism: Pelecanus crispus (Dalmatian pelican)
Lineage: Eukaryota; Metazoa; Chordata; Aves; Pelecaniformes; Pelecanidae
Source: RefSeq, a predicted model, not a curated record